AUGUGGUUCUCCAAGAUCAUGCUCGCUGCCUCGUCCGCCACCGCGGCUCUUGCGUGUACGCUGCCGACGGACACGCCCAGCAACACCAUCAACCAGGGCUUUGCCAUCCAGGUCCAGAAUGCGUCCUACCCCAUUAUUCACAACCGUUUGAUGAACCAAUGGGCCGCCGGUGGGGGUGAUCAGCACCUGUAUCUGAGCCCGGCUGGCGCCGCUGCGGGCGACUUGACUCUUGUGAACGGCGUCAUCACGCAGCUCAAAGGCGGCAAGACAAUCAGGGCUGUCAUCAACGGCGAGUACACGGCCUCUGACGACACCACCAAAAUGUUCAUGACGGAGCGCGGUGAUCCUCGUGCAAUUUACGACGUCAGGUACGGAUGCAACCCGGACACCGACGCCGUGCAGACGGAGCUCGUCUUCAAAGAACGGUCCGGUGUCACGGGCGGCCAUUUGUGCAUCAGGUCGGCAUCCGGCAACCGACACGAAUUCCGCUAUUCGCCCCCAGGAAAUACCCUUGUCGACAGUCCCAGCCGACUCUGCAUCAAGGUCACACUGGCUGUUGUUAGAAGCUAG
Molecule: messenger RNA, 570 nt
Organism: Akanthomyces muscarius
Lineage: Eukaryota; Fungi; Ascomycota; Sordariomycetes; Hypocreales; Cordycipitaceae
Exons: 3
Coding region: 1-570 (189 amino acids)
Source: RefSeq, a predicted model, not a curated record